Molecule: messenger RNA, 432 nt
Organism: Eubalaena glacialis (North Atlantic right whale)
Lineage: Eukaryota; Metazoa; Chordata; Mammalia; Artiodactyla; Balaenidae
Product: EP300-interacting inhibitor of differentiation 1-like
Exons: 2
Coding region: 1-432 (143 amino acids)
Biological process (GO): negative regulation of DNA-templated transcription
Cellular component (GO): nucleoplasm
Molecular function (GO): transcription corepressor activity
Source: RefSeq, a predicted model, not a curated record
AUGGACCUGAUGCCUGGCAAGAGUGACCUUCCACAGAUGGAGGUAGGCAGCGGGAGCCGGGAGCCAUCCCCGAACCCCCGCACCGGAGCCCUGCCACAGCUCGACCAGGACGGCCCAACGGAGGAGGAGGAGGCCCAAAGGUGGGGGAGGGGGGAGGGGGGGUACGACGAGAAAGACUGGGAAUUUGAUGACUGGGAGAAUGACUACGCCUAUCCGAAAGAGGAGCAGCUGAGUGGUGCAGGCUACAGAGUUUCAGCAGCCCUUGAAGAAGCCGACGUGUUUCUGAGAACCUCCAGAGUAAGAGAAGCAGCUCUGGAUGGCGGGUUUCAAAUGCGUUAUGAAAAGACCUCUUCUGAUCAGUUGGCUUUUAUGGAAAAGCUUUUUUCACUUAUGGUUGUCAAUCGUUUGACCGAAGAACUCGGCUGUGAUUAG